This is a messenger RNA of Cylicocyclus nassatus, 627 nucleotides long. NCBI's taxonomy places the organism in Eukaryota, Metazoa, Nematoda, Chromadorea, Rhabditida, Strongylidae. The record is from the annotation of a GenBank genome assembly.
GCUUCACGUCAACGAAUGUUUGCAAAACCACUGUGUAUGGCCCGAAGUCCUAUGGUAAUCGCUGGUUAUGGGAAAGUCCUUUGCCCCGUACGCUAUGGGAGUCGACCUGUAUAAAAGCUCUGAGGAAGGGCAUCGUCAUCAACGAAAUCUGUUGCAAUGGCAAUGAUUCUUAUCGUAUUCGCUUUGAUCAGCUCUUUGCUGGCUUGCCCUCCCACACCUGUUCCAACCAACCCUACCACAGCAUCCGCUUCUUCAACUGCUGCUUCUACCUCGGCCUCAUCUGAUACGAGUACUUCUUCCUCAUCCACUACAUCCAGCUCUAGCUCAAGCCCCGUUGGAAAGCGAGAAGUUGCACGAGUGGAAGUGACGGUGGUCACGAACCAGAAAUAUGAUCCACUGUUGAACGAUUCACAUCUGCAGGUGUUCAGAAUGCUGCUUAACGACUAUCUCAAGGUCAAUGGAAUCACUUACAACAAAGACCUGGUCCAAGAGGAUGUGAAAAACGAAGGAGGCAACUUUGCUGUACAUUACACAGUUUUGAGUGGUGACUGCGCUAGGAUAAAGUACUUGGUCGCCAAUGGCGAACGUCAUGCUGAAUUCAUUGAGAAUGUGAUUGUCAAGUGUUGA